UCCGCAUGUGUAUGGUAAGUUGGCUCGUUCCACAGACGAAAAAGAAAAAAAUUGACACUUCCUAUUCUACCCUUCCUACAAACGCUCCUGGAGCAGGGGAUUUGAAAUGGGGGAAGGGUUUUUUUCUCUCUGCGAUUAUAUAUUUUUAAUUUAAAAAGAUACAACAAAUGUACUUAGUGUAAUUGGUUAUGAUCUUUGCUUUUUUUUAAAGUGGUCAUUGUUCAAAUCCUAGUAAGUGUCUUUCUAAUGAAUAAAAAAAAUGGUAAUUGUGAAGACCAAAAUGUCCUUCCUACUUUCACUCUGGAUGCAUGAAAUUUGAAAAGGGAAUUCAAGUUUUCUCAUUUGACUUUUAUUUAUUGAAUCGCUAAAUGUCGCCCUAAGAAUUGCUAAACGUCGCCCUAACUUAAAUGUCAAAUUACCUAUAUACCCUUAAUGAAAAUUGAAAAAAUAGGACAACCAAACAACCCUUUACUCUCCUUCCCAGAGGCAGCAGCCGAAUCCCUCUCCCCUUCCACCCUCUGCAACUCAUCGCCGCAGGCAAACCCGUCCCCCUCUGCAACUCCUUCCCGCCGGCCUCCUGCUCCCGUCGUUGCCGCCGUCUCGCUCCCGUCGCCGGCGACCUGCUCUCCCUCUUGAUCCAACCGUCGCGCGCUGUUCCCGUCGCCGAAGAAGGUGUCGCGCGCCGGAGAAGAAGGAGUCGCGCGCCAGUGACCGUCGCCGCCUUGCCCGCGCCAGCCUCGCCGCCGGAGAAGAAGGAAUCGCGCGCCAGCCUCGUCGCCGCCGUCCUUGCCCGCGCCAGUCUCGCCGCCCACGGUAGACAAAUCGCCAGAGAAGGUAAACCGCAGUCAAACCGCGGUUUGAACAACGGCCGACCGCGGUCAACGCGCGGUUAGACCGACGGUCAACGCGCGGUUAGACCGGCGGUCAACCGCGGUCAACGUGCGGUUGAACCAACGGCUGACCGCGGUCAAAGCGCGGUUUGACCAUCAACCGCACGUUGACCGUCGGUCAAACCGUUUUUUUUUUAAUUAUGUUUUUUAAUAUUCAGUGUUUUUAUUAUUCGUUAAAUGUUAAUAAUAAUAAUAAUAAUAAAUAUACUUAAUAAAAAUAAUUUAGUUAUAUUAUUGAUAAAUGUUAAUUUAGUUAUAAUGAUAAUUAGUGAUAACGUAUUCGAUAAUGUUAAUUUAGUUAUAAUUUAGUUAUAUGAUAUAAAAAUUUUAAAAACGUAUUCGAUAAAUGUUAAUUAAUGAUAACAAAUUUAGAACAUUAGAAAAAAAUUAAAAAUGUAUUUUUAUCAUUUUAAUAAUCAAAAUUUCAAAGUAAUUCGUUUAUCUACUUAAUUAUUAAUAAUUUUACCUUGAUUAAUUAUGUACUUAAAAGUAAAUAAUUAUUACAUAAAACGUAACAUAAAUGUUCAAACUAUUAGUUUUAUAAUUUUAAUUAUGAAAAUCUUAAAUUAAUUACUUUAUGUACUCAAUUAUUAAUAAUCCAGUAUUAAUAAUUCAAACUUUUUUUUGAAGAUGUCUGGACAUGGAUUGGGUAAACCGGAUAUGAUUAAGGCGAGAAAUAAGGAGAGAAUGGAAGUUCGUCAGUGUAGACUUACGGCGACUGGUAGGAAAGAAAAUGAAGAAAAAAUCCACCUAAGGUUAGAAGGAAGAAGAAGAAGGCGGAUGUAGUGCAUCCUGACGGCCACCCUACCGGCAGGCUAAUUGGAGUGAUUCCAUUGACGAGAAUGAUGAUGAUGACAGUGAUGCUGAGGUUGGGAAUGCCCCAGAUGGGUGAUGCUGCUGGUGAUGCUGAGGUUGGGGAUGCCCCACCUCAAGCUGAUUUAGGCGUGGGGAAGACGACGCGGGUCGGGAUAUCUUCUACUGCCUCCUCACACUUCUGUGGGCCUGAUGGACGCUAUGCGUCCAGACCAAGUAGCGAGGAAGGCGGAGAUGGAAAUAGGAAGAGGAAGACCACGAGGAAAGAUAUGUCGUGGCUUCUUACAUCCGAGUCUCCAAUGUGUUCAGGUGGACCGGUGAUUCCCGAUGUGAUCCCUAGCUUUGGAGGUCACAUUGGCUUUGUACUGUGGACUUCCCCUGAGCAGGACCGUGGAGUGUUGGACGACUUCCAUAGGCCGAAAGCUGUAGAGACUUUGAGGCGAUAUAAGUGGAGUGCAGAGGGUUCCAAGGAGAUGGUUGAAGCCACAGGAUUGUCUCACUUGACAGGGUGCAUGAUGCAGCAUUUAGACAUGGCUCUACUGUUGGCAUUUGUGGAGAGGUGGCAGCCGGACACAAACACCUUCCACAUGCCGUUUGGAGAGAUUUCGAUCCUUCUACACGAUGUGCAUCACAUUCUUCGUAUUCCGGUUGAUGGAGAGCUGAUGGUAGAUGAGGCGUCGCCGGAUAUUCUUAAGUCAGACAUGGGUGGUCUAGUUAGACUUUCGGUGGAUGCUCAUGUUGAUGGUAAGUGGAAGUCUAAGUGGUACGAUAAUGGUUCUAUACAUGCAGAGGGAUUGUUGGUGCAUGGGGGAGAGCUGAAGAUUAAGGAGAUGGAGGUUCAGUGUUACCUAUUUGUGUUACUGGGAUCCACGCUUUUUGUGGGUAAGAGUCGUGAUCGCCUUCGUCCUGCGAUCAACUUAUUUCUGAAGGAUCAUCGACAAUUGACUGAUUACGCUUGGGGAGCUGUUGGAUGAGCUUUCAGCUGAUGAUGUGACCUGGACUCCGUACGGACGAGAUGGCCACACAGAUAUACCUAGCUCCUUGUUUACUGGCCUAAUUCGCUUUUUCUGACAUUGCUGAGGGAUACGAUCAUGCACGUUGUUUGUGCCAGUUUGGAUACCGACAGAUUAUCCCCCGUGCUAUGAUGGUACCACAUGACCAGUACCGUCCGGCUUCCGGCAGCAGUUACAUAGUCUUUUGGGAUCCGUGGGUGAAUCAGUUGUGGGAUAACGUGGCAGCCCAUCGUCUAGAUUUGAAUUUUGCUUCUCGGCCGUGCGAGCACCCAUCGGAGAUCGUGGAGGAGUACGUUGACUGGUUUCUAACUAGAUCGCACCCACAGAUCACCCACCCCAGCUCUGAUGGGGUGCCUCAGCCUCGACCACUACUAGUUCAUCAGGUUAGUUAUGACUUUCUUUUGCUUUUCCAAAUACAAAGGACAUUUGUUA
Linum trigynum is the source of this 3148-nucleotide messenger RNA. The record is from the annotation of a GenBank genome assembly. Lineage: Eukaryota; Viridiplantae; Streptophyta; Magnoliopsida; Malpighiales; Linaceae.